This is a messenger RNA of Paramuricea clavata, 4690 nucleotides long. The record is from the annotation of a GenBank genome assembly. NCBI's taxonomy places the organism in Eukaryota, Metazoa, Cnidaria, Anthozoa, Malacalcyonacea, Plexauridae.
AUUGUCCAUUAUGGAUAGUCUUAGGUUUAUUGCUUUUAUGGGAGCACGUCAGGGGGUCCCUGGGCAGACAAUAUAUUUAGAUCAAAACUCUCAUAUCAGCACUAUACGUUCUUUGUGCGCUGUUGUGAAUCGUCUUCUAGAGCCAUAAAUGUCUUUAUGACAAAGACAAAGCUAUUUCCUUUCAUGCUAAAGGUCUUGUACUCGCUGUGUUGGAGGUCACCUCGCUGAAAUCAUAACGGGUAAUUUAAUGUAGCCGAUAGCUUGUUUAAUGACGUACGCCAUGUACAAUUUGGAGUUGUGCAAGACUAAAAGAAUUCGUGUCUUGGGUGUUGUGGAGAUACGACAAUCACAACGGAAGGCAUAUAUGUGGUGUUUUUAAGGACGGGAAAUAGCGAAGAAUUGAGUCCAAUUUACAUGAUAUUGAAAACCUCUCAGGACUGUCUUGUCAUUCGUAAAUAGCACAGGCAUCGGGCCAGACAGCAAGACAGGGCAGGUGUGACUUGUUAAUAUAUUAAAAUUGCAAGGAAUAUUAUACUAUAUUACGUACAGAGACGCCGGUCUCUAGUUAUUAAUACCAAGACAUUAUACUCAUUACUCUAAAACGAGUUGAAGGAACGGCACAAAGAUCCCGAGAGCGGGCUGUUGAAGGCUUUUGAAUCUCGAAGUACAUAUGUCAGCACUCAUAUACGAAAAUUAGCUGUCCCAUCGUUUCAAGAAUUGCGAUAAGGACCGGUGAUAUUAUCUGCUUAAGAAGGCUUUAGUGGUUUUAUAAUGAAAGCUGUUUAAUUUAAAGGCAAAGCGUAGAUACUUUGGUUUGAUGCUUAAUAGAGUAUACGGGAAACUGCUGAAGCGUACAGAUUUAAAUACAUCAACACAGAGUACAAAAGGGUACAGCUUAUUCAAGAAUAAAGGUUUAAAAAGGACAGAUCACUUGGAAUAAACUAGACUUUUCUUGGAUACUAAAAAUUAUUCGGCGGUUAUUUCAGAACUGGCCAUUUAAAUUGGUUUUGUCAAACCACGAGCGAUUAUAUACAGUUUACUGUUGUUUAAAAAGACGGUACGUGCCAAAGAUUGGGUAAACUAGACUCGGUUUCUUGAAUCUAAAUUUGUGUUUACACUCCUGUAGAUGUCAAUACAAUUCAUUGUAACCGCAGUACUCUAAGCGAAGGAAAGUAUAGAGAAAAUUCAAAGAUGUAUGGAGAACAGUAACGUAUACAUCGAGUGUAUGCAGGAUAGAGUUAUACAAUUCGGGCAUAUCCAGUGGUAAAAAUGAUAUAUUCUUCACUACAAACAGAAGAGGGCUGUAAAUAAGUAUAGGUAAGUAAGUCGUGUUUGCUAAUCAUCCUUCGCAAUUCAGGGUUAAGCUGAAUUGCAAAGGACACAACUCAAUGUAAUCGAGCCUAAGGCUUUCUAUAAGGUAGUCACGGAACACAGCUAUAGGGUGAAAGGAUUAGUUACAGAGGUCUAUCCUAACCCUCCCUGAAUGUCAACUUUCCCUGGGGGAGGAAACGGGAGCACCCGAAGAAAACCCACGACUUUCGGCAGAGCGUUGACUGACUCUUUUCACAUGAGUCCAUAGCGAGAAUCGAAUCCACGAUCUCAGAGUGAAAGACAAUUGCUCGUCACAGAAGCCCCUCAUAAUACAUAAUAUAGGUCAGCAUUUCAAAUACUGUGUAUUUAUAAUUACAGGUUGGAUUUUAUUCAAAAUUGUGUUGUGUAAACGAGCUGGUGGAUAUUGAUCCUUGCCUAUACAAAAUAUUGUCGCUUACUUCUUAUUGGACAAAAACUGUCUUAAUUGCAGGUAUAUUAACACGCACAGAAUAUAUAUUAUAUUGGAGCUGUUUUGGUAUAGGCACACGAACACGACUUAAACUGGAGUGGCAUUUGUAUGAUACUUUGAAAUCUAAAACUUAGUGGCAAUUUCUUCGAGGCAGUAAGCUAUUUUACUGCCACAGGGGAAGCACUAGUUGACAUCUUCGCGUAACUGGAAUUGUCGUUGUUAAUUGCGUUGCGUCGAAAUUAAUCUAGAAUUCUGUAUUAUACUCGAAGGACAAAAUUAGAACUUGGUAUCGGUUGAGCUGUUUCACACACAGAAUCAAAGAGUGUAAAUUGGUUUAUCGGUCGUAUUGAAUUGUGGGAAUUCUGCAUUAUUGUGAUUAUCUAGUCCAAGACAAGCCGGUCACGGAAGACAUUUCAGAAUUUUUUGAAGCAUAUUAGUAAAUAAAUUUCACUUGGAUUGAAAAUUUAUUGACUUGAAUAAUUAGUUGACAAACUUAACGAGCGAGACGAAGUUAUAGAUUGCUAAAACGAGAACAUUUGAAACCUUUUAGAAACUUAAAAACAGAAAAGUAAAAGAUAUAGAGAAGUUCGCUUAUUGGACAUUUAUCAACUCGAGUUUAAGGUCAGACACAAGUUUCAAACUAAAUUUUUAAGUUCAUCCAAAGUGGUCACUUGGCAACGAAGACCCUAUAUAUCUUUGAAGCGUGUUAUAAGAAACAAGUGACAUAUACUGAACGUGGGUUUAACAACUUAUAAACUCGAAUGCCACAAAGAGGAGCAUUUAUAAAUUAAAAAUUCAAAGAAGACAACUUUACUGGAGUUGAAAAGCAAAAGGUUUUGACUCGAACCCAAAGAGAGAAUCGUUCAAACUUUAAAGUCAAAGAAAAGCAGUUUAAUUAUACUGAAAAGCAAAAGGUUUAGCUAUAACAAAAAGAACGAAUCGUUCAUAACAAAAUGGCAGACUCUACGGCAGACAAUAUAGGCGGACACAAUCACAGGCACUCAACGAGAUCUGAUGGUCUGGUGUUCGUGUUAUCAGUAUGUCUUGUGGUUAUUGAAAUUCUAGGACUGUUGUGCAACGGUAUUAUACUAACUGUUUAUUACAAAUACUCCAGAUUGCGUACAUCUACCAAUCUGUUCAUAUUAAACCUCGCUGUCUGUAACAUGCUUUUGGCUGUGUUACAACUGGUGCUCUCGACUCCCUCGUUUUUCCAUAAAGAAUGGCUAUACGGUGACGUUGGGUGUAUCGCAUACGGGUUUGUACAUCAAUACCUGAUAUCUGUUGCGGUAAUUACACUAGCUGUGAUCGCUUUUGAUCGAUUCUGUGUUAUAACGAAACCGUUUCGAAAGCUACAGACUUUUAUUGUAACCAAACCAAGAGCGAGAGUGUUAAUUUGUCUCAGCCAUAUUUACUCAUUCGUGUUGACGUUUCCGCUUUUGGUUGGCUGGAACGAGCUCAAGCCAGAUAGUUAUAAAACAGGAUGUUAUAUUCAUUACUCAAAGCGAAGCCCAGGCUCGAUGGCGUAUACUGUAACUUCGACCAUACUGACGUGUAUUCUGCCUCUUGGAAUAACCGCGUUUUGUUAUGCGAAGAUCUAUAAAUCUGUGCGCAAAAGCUCUCGAAGAUGUACGUUGUAUAAAAGUCAACAUAACACAAUUUAUAAAGAAUCAGGGCUUAGAAAAAAAUCAUUGUAUCACACACGAACCGCCAGGAUGAUUUCAAUUGUGAUGUUCUUUUUUCUGUUAACUUGGUUGCCAACUAGGGUCGCAGGAUUGUUGGCCGCGUUUGGAUGUUCCGUGUCUCCAUCGGCCGUUUACGUUUGUGUGUUCUUAGCGAAAUCGUGCGUGAUGUACAACGCGGUCGUGUACGUUUUCUUAAAUCAUCGUUUUCGUGCUGCGUUCUUGCACCUGACGUUUGUUUGCAGGGAGGAGAGCCGACUACGGCUGACAACCGAUGCGACCAAUGCGAGCGUACGUAAUUUUGGAGAGAUUUUGCCUUCCAUAGUGGAAACUAACGAAAGAUCGCGAGUUUUGUCGCGGAAAACUUUGUCUCAACUUAGUUUUAUCCCUGUUGCCGAGAUUCCUGAAUUGUCGUCAUGCUCUGGUAGGCUUUCAAACGCGGACGUAUCUCGGCCUACUCAGGAGCCAUCAGAAACUCCUCGUGAGGACUCGAUUCAUGAUCGUAAAUCGUCGCUUCGUGUCGUCGAUUUGAAAGAGUGCGAUACUGUCGGGGUAGAUAUUGCAGGAUCUGCAAAUGGUUCUUGUUUAAAUGAGGGACUACAGGACGAAGGAAUAGGGUCACACUUUCACCGUGGGGGACGAGACAUAUCUGAGACAAAUAAUGGAUUGAUAGGGAGAGGGGAACACUUAUCUCAUGUGGGGUCUACCACCCCUGAGACAAACAAUGAAUUGAGCAGGAGAGGGAUAGGGUCACACCUGUCCAACAGCGUGGGGGAAGAUAGACCUGACAUAAACAAGGAACUCUCCAGCGCAAGGCAAGAUAUACCAAAAUUUGAAUCAUCUACUGCUGGCCAAAAAACAAUAGACAAAUCUGAAUUAUCCAGCAAGGCACACACCUCAGAUAAAAUAAACUAUGGGUUUAAUAACCCUGGGUUACAUGAAGACGAUGAAUAUGCAGAAAAUGACAAAAAUAUUGAGAAAUAUUUUGAAUUGGAUAUUAGGUCGUUUGGUAAUAUAACUUAGAUGAAAAAAGAUGGACUAAUAAUUCGGUAUUUAGGAUUUGAAAAAGUAUAUGUAUAUAUAAAUAUGAAAGAUGAUUUUGCAAAUAAUAUCGUUGUUUUGUUAUAUUUUAUUGACAACACAAGAAGACAUAAAGUGCGUUUACAGUUAGCGAACUUACAGUCAAAGCUUAUAAGUGCGACUAACCCCAAAUAUAAUUUUUGGUAUGUUU